This is a messenger RNA of Lampris incognitus (smalleye Pacific opah), 7199 nucleotides long. Its product is annotated as peripheral-type benzodiazepine receptor-associated protein 1-like. The transcript has 34 exons. Bases 1 to 7104 code for a protein of 2367 amino acids. Gene Ontology annotation, molecular function: protein binding. NCBI's taxonomy places the organism in Eukaryota, Metazoa, Chordata, Actinopteri, Lampriformes, Lampridae. Gene Ontology annotation, biological process: neuromuscular synaptic transmission. The record is from RefSeq and is a predicted model, not a curated record.
AUGAGAAAAGACAGGGUUAACGCUCUGGCACUGUCAUCUAAGAGACCAUACCAGGGCCGGACCCGGACUGACCACAGACCAGAAUCGGAGCGACUGUGCCGUGCCGAUCUGGAGGCGGAGCGGACCCAAAGGCAGGCCCACCGGCAUGUCUCUUUGGAAAUUAGGCAUCUACGGAAAGAGGCAGAACGGGAGCAAAAACAGGUUUUAAGGGAACUGACUGCCAGGCAUGAGUGCCAAAAGGCCUCUGUCAGGCAUCCUGACAGAGUCCAGCAUCGAGUGGCUAAGGCGGUGACGGUUAAAGACACUGGACGAUACCCGAAGAGUGAGACCACAGGGAAAGACGCUGUUUGUCUGGGCAGCGGAGAGCCUUAUCAAACACUGAAGCGGUUGCUUCUGAAGCUGCAUGAGAAGAUAAAUGGUGAAAAGGUUGCCUAUAACCUGCAUGACAGAAAAGAGCUGGAGGUGGAGCGGGCCCUCCUCCUCUGCCAGCUGCUAGAAGCCCAUGUAACACUGGUGCCGGGGAGGCAGAGAGCUGAGCAGCAGGACCCCAGGAUAAAAAACCUGCUGAAAAUUUCCAAAUGUGACACGGGUCAGUCCUGCCAGAGCGGAGCGGCUCUAACUUAUCCAAUGCCCUUGUCACAGAGUUGUCAGACUCCCUCCCCACCACCGAUGAAGAAAACGGGGCAAGAGAAGGAAAAAUUGCCCUUAGUGAGGGACUUGUGUGCAGCUGACUGCUCCGCUGCUAUGGUGGGGGACACCUGUUGUAGCGGCUCUCUGGAAAUUUGCCACCCUCAAAGUUGUCCUGCUUCAGACUGGGACCACCGGUCCUGCAGCCCUGAGUCAUCUGGGUCAUCGCUCUCCAAAUGCCUGGACAAAAACAUGGAAAAGAGAGUGAUGUAUGACCUGUGUACUCAGCCUGAGCAGCCUGAGCCUGCACCUGCAGACACAGGGAUGGAGAGUCGUGAGGAGGCCGAAACCUUUGGACUACAACAGCAGGCGUUGAUGAGGACAGAAGAGCAGGGUAGAUGCCAUGAACCUGUGGAGAAGGCAGACCCAACAGCUACCAAUCUCACUCCGGUGUCGUUGUUGGGGAAGAGACACCACUCUCUCUAUACUAACCUCAAUGGCUUUGAAGUGGAAGGAAUGCACAAGAAUGGCACCGACUAUUGCUUCCUGGUACGCCAGAACUCUGAGCUCCUGAGAGCCCUCGAUGAGCUGGAGAAGACCUGCGCUACUCUGAGGGAGGAGAAUGUCCUACUGCGGAAAAGCAGCGCCCCGGAGACUGAGGAGAAGGUCAGGCGGCUGAGGAGGAAGAACACAGAGUUGGCCGUCCUUGCUAAGAGGCUGGAGGAGAGGGCACGCAAACUGCAGGAGGCCAACCUGAAAGUGGUCAAUUCCCCAGCUCUGGUGAGGCCCGGAUCUGUGGAGCAGUACAAGCGUGCGUUUGCUCGCCAGCGAGCUCGCGACCUCGCCCAGCACGCCGACACACUGCUGUCUAAGGACAAGGAGAUCGCAGCCCUGCAACAGGAGUGCCGAGAGCUGGAGGCACGGCUCGGCACUGCUAAGGGCUCCCCUGUCCCAUCUGGCAGGCAGGAAUUUGAGAGGCUCCUGAGGGAGUCCCAAAGGGAGGUCCUGCGACUCCAGAGACAGCUGUCAGUCACCUCAUCCAGAGAGCACCAUGACCCCAGCAAUGCCUCUGUCAGCCAAGAGAAGACUGACAAAAUCAACCACCAAGGGGAAAAGGUUGCAGGAGAGACCCCAUUUGUGGUAUUAAAUGAGGCUCCGUCCAGGUGUGAGGAGACUCCCGGAGAGGAGGAGGAGUCGGGGCCACAAGUGACCCCCUCGCCGGGCCCCAGCCCGAGCCCCUCCCAUCAGGAGGACCACAAAGAGGAGCAACGACUACAGUUUCUGGAAAGUGAGCUGUGCAAGAAGAGAAAAGAAUGUGAAGACCUCGAGCAUGAAGUAAAGAAGCGACAAAAGCGAUGUCUGGAUUUGGAGAGCCAGCUUGAGGAUGAGCGAGGCAAAAAUGAGCAGCUAAAAGAGGAGGCAGAACUCCUCAGGAGGAAGGCACAGCUGCUCGACCAGACUCGGGUUGAGAAUGAGGAGCUGAGUGAAGAUCUCUCUGAAGUGACCGCUCAACACAAUUCAGUUCUCGAAGAGAACCAGAGACUGCGUGCCAAACUGGAGAACCUAGAGCAGGUCCUAAAGCAUAUGCGAGAGGUCGCCGAGCGAAGGCAGCAGCUGGAAUUGGAACAUGAGCAGGCACUGGCUAUCCUCAAGUUCAAACAGGAUGAAAUCAAGCGGUUACAGCGGGCUCAGUUUUUCGCCAAGAGGGAGCAUGAAGGGGUGGUGCAGAUGCUGGAGGAGUUGACACAGUUUGUGUUGCGGAGGGAGCUGUCAAAGGUUCGAGAUCUGGAGGAGAAAUGUCGCAGUCAGAGCGAACAGUUUGGCCUACUGUCACAGGAGUUGGAGAAGUUCCGGCUACAGGCCUCAAAGGUGGAUCUGGCUGGCACCAGCCUCCUCACCAACCCCAACCUCUCUGUUCUGACUAAUGGGGUGGGCCUGACUACAGAUAGAGAUGCCUCUGGUUGCCCUUGGGAUAUGAAGUCUCUGGUUGACAUAGCCUUCUGGAGUCUGGAGGGGUGUGACAUUCCCCCAUGCCCUGGGAGGAGAGAUGUGGCAGCCGCGCUGCGAAUGGGGGCCACCCCCCAUGCUGCAGGGCUCUCCAGGGUGGAGCGCUCUCCCAUCACCAAGCACCGAGAGUUGCCCACCAUCAGCGUCAGCAAGUCAGCUUCCAGCUCUAGCAAGUCAGAUACUACGCAUCUCACCCCCAAAUCCGACACCUACCUUAGUCCCCACAAAUCCAGCCCAACUCAUGAGGUGGACACAGCAAGUGAAGUAGAAGAGCUGGACGUUGACGUCGCCCCAGCACCUUAUACAGCCACCAGAGGAGCAGCCAAGCUUCAGGUCUUUAUUGCCAGAUACAGCUAUAAUCCAUACGAUGGACCUAAUGACAACCCGGAGGUAGAGCUACCACUAACUGCUGGAGAAUACAUCUAUGUUUAUGGAGACAUGGAUGAUGAUGGAUUCUAUGAAGGUGAGUUGAUGGACGGACGGAGAGGGCUGGUCCCCUCUAACUUUGUGGAGCACGUCUCUGACGAUGAUGUCAUGAGUGCUCACCAUCCAGAGGCAGGGGACAUGUCCCAAAACUCCCUGCUGGACAGCAGCUUCCACAGUGCCAGCCAACAGCACCACCUCCACACAGGCUUGAGCACCUCAGAAAGGACAGAGCAGUCUGCAGCUUCUGUCCCUGCUUCUGUCCCCAUAGAGUCAGCGUCAGCCUCUGCUUUCCCAGCCCCCCUCACCAACGGUCUCGACCUGGAUUUGGAGGAGGUGGGAGUGGACACUGUGCCUUACCCACGUAAGCUCACCCUCAUCAAGCAGCUGGCCAAGAGCAUCAUCAUCGGCUGGGACCCUCCCCUGGUGCCCGCCGGCUGGGGCAACGUGUGGAGCUAUAAUGUGUAUGUUGACCAGGAGCUGCGGCUCAAUGUGCCCUUUGGCGCCCAGACCAAAGCAGUGCUGGAGCGGCUGGAUAUAAACCUCAAGGCCUACCGCGUGUCAGUGCAGAGCCUGACAGAGAAGGGCCUCUCAGACCAGCUGCACUGCACCAUGUUGGUGGGGCGGGAUGUGUGUGUGGCGCCUACGCAGCUACAAGUGGACCGAAUCACUGCCACCUCCGCAAACCUGAGCUGGCUGCCCAGCAACAGUAACUAUGUGCACAUUGUGUCCUUGAACGAGGAGGAGUGUGAGCUGGUGAAGGCCGGCUGCUACUCGCUGUGCCUCAAUAACCUCAUGCCCAGCCUGCACUACACUGUAAAGGUUGAGGCACGGCCCCACCGCACACCGUGGGAGCUGCCUGUGGAGCGACGCGAACGCAAAAGUGCCACUAUCACCUUCACCACGCUGAGUGCAGGUCCCCCUGAUGCGCCUCUGGAUGUACAGCUGGAGCAGGGCCCCUCCCCAGGGAUUGCCCUCAUCAGCUGGCUGCCUGUCACCAUAGAUGCUGCCGGGACCUCCAACGGGGUCCGUGUCACAGGAUACACCAUAUAUGCUGACAAGAAAAAGGUGCUGGAAGUAUCAUCCCCCACAGCAGGUAGUGCCCUGCUGGGUCCAUCUCAGAUCCAGUCCCUGCAGGCAGCACAGGAGCUCAUCGUCCGCACCACAUCUGCACAUAGGGAGUCCUGUGACUCUCUGCCAGUCAAUGUGCCCACCAAGCUGGCUGCCAUCAUGGCAGGCCCAGCUGCUGCCACCCUAGUUGUGCCAGCCCUCCCCUGCGCUCCCACAAACUCUACCAUCCUGCCCUCUUCUCCCUCCUAUGGGAACUCUGCUGCCAAAGUCUCCAUGCUGCCCCACACUUUGCCACAAGACACACACGCCAUCAGCCUCACAAUGGAGGCUCCUGCCAACCCUCCUCAUGCACUACAUGCGGAAGUCCCUUUCCCACCUGCCUCAUAUGUGGAGGCCUGGGCUGACCCCACAUCCACCGCUGCCUUGGUGGUGUGCGAGGCCACAUUACCAGCAGCUUCCACUAUCACCCCAGUGGUUAAUGUGACCUCACCUACCACCUCAGUACCAGUUCCAGCACCAGCAGCAGUGUUGGCGCAGCACAGAGACACAGACAGCCCUGGAACUAUACGUCCUUUCCCAUCCAUCACAGAGUUCCUCGAGGAUCCCAGUGCCAAGCUCAGUACUCCUGAGCGCAUCCCCACACCACCCAAGGCCCCAAUCACAGACCUCCUUAACCCUCAGGACACUCACCACCUCCGGCCUCCCAAUCCUUCCCCGCUAGAGUCUGAAGUAGAGGAGGAGCAAGAGAAUACGCGUUUGGUGUCCAUUGAAGAGUUCUUGAGACAGGAGCAGGAGCCAGCAUACAGCCAGAGGCAGCAGAAUUAUGGCAAAGGGCCGGUGGAACCUCUCGGUGACUACCACGCAGAAAACAGCCGCUCAGACCUGUCGGACAUUCUGGAGGAGGAAGAGGAAGAGCUCUACUCUGACCACCUGGCAGACGCUCAGCUCAGGGGCUACUCGAUUACAGCCAACAGGUUAUGCAAGGUGGCGACUCCGGACAGCGAUGAGGACGUCCUUGAGAAGAUUCUUAAGUUGCCUCCUCAGGCCUACAACAGUAAGCAGUUGUUUAGCAUCCCCGAGUUGACAGAGGAGGAGGACAACAGCCAAGAAGAGCCUUUGCCCCGGCGCAGACAGCCCCGGGGCACUGCUAGCCACUCACAUGCUAGAGAUGGUCACCCGCGAGGCUCAGAACACCUCCAUCACAGCCCUCGGCACCACUUCCAUCCACACACUCAUCCUCAACAUCACCACCUCAGCGGGGAUCCCAGAGCUCCUAUAAAAGAGCCUUUACCUAGGCACGGGUGCUUGCAGGUCAGGCCUAAGACCCAGCACAGAGUCCACUACGCAGACACAGUCCAAACCAUCAGCUACCCCGAGAAGGACAAAUCCAACUUAUAUGAGGGUCCCAACAGCAGGCGGCUGUUGGCCUGUUCUCAACCCCAAAUGACCCCUUCUAGCAGAGAGAGAGAUGUGGCACUGAUUGGAGGGCUAGGAGACCGCCUUAGGAGGGAGGCCAUGCUCAGGAGUCAAAUGGCUGUCACUACGGCUGCCAACUCUGGCCACAGCUUCACGCCGCCAGGAGCCUACCUAGUUAGCAAAACGGUACGCACACCGAGGUCACCCACCAGUCCCGGGGUUGAGAUCGACGUGGAGUACGGUACAGAUGACAACGAGGAUCCUGUGGAGUAUGGACCUGGGGAGGUGGUGGUGGAGCAGGUGAGCUCUGAGUGGUGGCUGGAGGGAGCACAGAUGGACCAGAGUAGAGCCCCCCUGCGCCGGGGGCCUAAGGCUGAUCCACAUGAGGCCAACAGAGUCACACCAGUCGAGGCCGGUGCACCGUGGGGAAGCCAGUCAGGGGUCUCCUCUAAACUAGCGAGCUCACAAGCCCGGCAGCUGAAAGCAUGUGUCUGUGCAGGUGGUGUUGAUUCACCAAAGAUUAUUGGAGACAAUGACAUCCGCAUCUUCGUGGCCCUGUUCCCUUAUGAUCCUGCCACCAUGUCACCCAACCCUGACGCUGCUGAGGAGGAGCUGCCCUUUAUCGAAGGACAGAUCAUCAAAGUAUACGGUGAUAAAGAUGCAGAUGGAUUCUACCGAGGGGAAUGCGGUGGUCACAUGGGCUACGUCCCGUGCAACAUGGUGUCUGAGAUCCAGGUGGAGGAUGAGGAGACCAGGCAGCAGCUGCUGAAGCAGGGCUUCUUGUCCACAGAGGCCUCCAUGGAGAAGCUAGGCACUCGCACACAUGCACAGCUUCCGCGCCGCCCUGUUCCACCGCCGAAACCGAGACGAUCCAAGAAAGUGGAGUCGGCAGCGCUCUGGGAGGAGAGCAUAGACUCCUCCAGUCAAGAUCCCAGCCAGGCAGCCGCUGCCGCCGCCGCCGCCGCUCCAUCUGGAGGGAACCCAGUCCCCGGAGCUCGCAGGAUGGUGGCCAUCUUUGAUUAUGACCCACGAGAAAGCUCCCCCAACACAGACAUAGAGGCUGAGCUGACCUUUAGUGCAGGGGACGUCAUAAAAGUGUUUGGUGACAUGGAUGAUGAUGGUUUCUUCUACGGAGACCUGAAUGGACACAAAGGCCUGGUGCCGUCUAACUUCCUUCAGGUGCUACCAGAGGAGGCUCCAUCAAGGCCUCCCCCUGCCCCAUCUGCACAGGAACCCAAGAGGGAACCACAGAUAAGCUGUGUUGAGCGGUCAGACCCAGGGCCCUUGACACUCGAAGAGACUCCCAGCCCCCAGACAGAACAUCCUCGCCCUGACCAGAAGCACCAGGGGGACCCGGAGCCCAAACCGGUCCUGGUCACGGACCCCGUCUCUGACCCAGCGCAAGACCCAGUCCCAAGGAACGCCUGCAGCUCUCUGCCCCACGCUCCCGUAGGUAGCCCUGUACGGACGGACAGCUCGCCACAAGGCAAGAAGAAGAAAAGCUUCUUCUCUAAAGGAAGGAAGCUUUUCAAAAAGUUGGGUUCCAGCAAGAAAGAGUAACAACCUGGAACAUUUGAUCCAGAAGGCAAGCGUCACAUUGGAAGCACUUUUUCUUUAUUCUUUGUUAGUUUUAACUGUUGCUGUAUGUUGUCAGU